This is a messenger RNA of Ostrinia furnacalis (Asian corn borer), 4923 nucleotides long. RefSeq lists its product as uncharacterized. NCBI's taxonomy places the organism in Eukaryota, Metazoa, Arthropoda, Insecta, Lepidoptera, Crambidae. The record is from RefSeq and is a predicted model, not a curated record. The transcript is spliced from 6 exons. Gene Ontology annotation, biological process: cell migration; regulation of protein localization to membrane; regulation of signal transduction. Bases 218 to 1531 code for a protein of 437 amino acids. Gene Ontology annotation, cellular component: plasma membrane; cell surface; synapse.
CCAGGUGGGCGUGACAUCAGAGUGUGUUACAGCAUGGGCUCGGCUGCGCUUCUGCGGCGGCUGCUCGGGCGACGAGACGCCAGCCUGCAGCCGCUACUGUCACAACGUCAUCCGCGGCUGUCUGCCUGCACACGCCGAUUUGGGCGAGCAGUGGGAUGCGUAUGUCGAGGCCGUCGACAAGGUAGCUGACCGGCUCCUCGGCCCGUUCAACAUCGCCAUGGUAGUCGAACCCAUCGACAUCAAGAUCUCGGAGGCCAUCAUGAGUUUCCAGGAGCACAACCAGGAGAUCUCACAGAAGAUCUUCGCAGGCUGCGGCAAACCGGUUCUCGGCGGCGGAGGCGGCGCUGCCGGUCCUUUCUUCGCGCCAGACCGGGCCCGCCGGUCGGUCCGAUCGAUACCGGACUUCGAUUGGAAUCCGAAGGCGAAUGACGUGGAUGAUUUUGAGGUGGAGGCUUCGUUUGAGAGCGUGUUGAACGAUGACCCGUCCCUUCUUGGGUUGAAGUCGUCCGCUGCGAUCAAGAAAGCCACGGAAGAGAUGGCCGAGCAAGCCAAGUUGAGGGAACGUUUUCUGCAAUACAUGCGCGGGCAUAUUGACUUGGAGCAGUACGAGGAGUAUGAGGAGCACGACCGUACUCGCCGGGAGGCCGAACCGGGCCCGGAGGCGGCGCCGGCGCCGGCCGGCUCGGAAAUUGACUUCAGGACGUUUGAGUUCGAUGGCAAGAGGGGCUCCAAGAAGAAGAAGACGUCUGCUAAGACCGAUGAUGUUCACGGUUCAGAAUGGGGAGGCGUGGCGUUGGAGCGAUUAGUGCGAGAGACGCGCGCGCGCCUUCGCACGUGGCGGCGCUACUGGAGCCAGCUGCCGGCUUUGUUAUGUACUAGUGUCAGCAUCACGUCUGCACCUUGCUUCAAUGGGAGCGCUGUUGGCAGCUACAGCGUAGCACCAGCAGGAGAAGGCACAGCGGCACUAGCGUCCAACCCGGAGGUACGCGGCGCGGCGCUGGCGGCCGGCGGGGCCGCGGCGCGCGCUCAGACCGAGCGCUUGCGAGCGCUGACCGCGCAUAUGAAAGAUGCUUACAAUGGGGUGGAGGUGCAGUGGAGGGAUACUGACAGUCCACAGCUAUCACAGCCGCGGCAGGACUUCUUGGACGGCUCGGGUUCGGGCUCUGGCGACCGCGAGGACGACGACGACGGUGGCGACGACGACUUCGAGUACCCUGAGCCAGGUUCCGGUCACAUUCCACCAGAAUUCGACGACACGUCUGACACAGAAACAGAACAAAGCCCGGCGCCGGUCCCAGAAGCGCCUUUCGUGCCCGGCGUGGUCGAUUCGCCUCCAAACAGCAACGUCAACAUCCGCGGUCGAGCCGAGGAGCCGCCGGCGCCGGACGCCGCCGGUCCGGCGCCGGUGCCGGCACGGGACGAGCCCGUGGCCGGUUCCGCAGACCGACCGUCGCUAAGGCAAGCGCUGUUCACGUAUGCUCUGCCGGUUGUUUGCGCGUGGUUCGGGUCGAUAGUGACGGAUCUGUUCUAAAGGACUACGGUGUACGGAGUUAUGUGGAGUGAUCGGAUUUAAACAUUUAUCAAACGUUUGAUAGCAAAGGAUCGAUAAAAGCUGUUUGGAAAAAGGCCUUUAAUCGCAAAAAAGAAAUACGUCAGACUAGCUCCAGUAGAUAAUGACGAUUUAGUAUCUAAGACGAUGUAAUAAGAGUAAUUUCUCUUAUGUUGGACGCAUCAAAUAUUGAAAGAUACACUUUUAUAGUCAAGGUAUCUGAUGAUUGAAGUCAUAAAGAUGAUCGAACUAGUCUAUUGCACUAGCUAGAUAUAAAUUGAAAUCAAAAGAGAAAAUGGAAGAUUACUCCACAUAUUCAAACACGAUUUUUGGCUCGAAAUCUCCGUACAAACGACGUAGCGUUGUAGUUAGCCUAGUCAGAGCCCGGACAAGCCGCGCCACUGUGAUAUAGUUGAGUGACUUCGGAACUGGACGAACUAUCAACAAAUUAAUGUUUCGGUGAAGUGAUUAAGUUAUUUUACCAUACACGUGGACGACAAUAACAUUGGACUUAUUUUUGUGAUCGGCAACGUUGUUGUUACAAGAAAAAUUAUCAAUCAGCCAAAUUUACGUAUUUAUUAAAUUUUAAUGAUCUUUUCCUUUUGUAAAUAAUUGUAAAAUAUAAUUAAAUUAGAUAGUGAAUUUACGUUAAUCUUUCGUGGGUAUGUAUGAUGUAUGUGCGUUUUAUACGGUGUCUGCGAGUGAUGUCACACUAAUUUUAUUUUCAAGAAAUAUUUUUAUUUCUUUGAAAGCUUGUCUCUAAACGUUAUCGUCGUGAUGUCACCUAAGAUCGCAUUGAAUGUUUAUAAAUAAAUAAAUGUACAUAAAAUUAGACAUAGCGCUUAAACUUAAGAGACUGAUUUGCUUUCAAAUACAUGGUUUGUUUAAAAAUUUAUAGCUAUUUUUUCGAGUUAGGUUAUCGUCUAAUUUUUAAUCGACUGAUGUAAUACUAUGUAAUAAUAAUGCUUUUAGUUUAUUAUUAUGUUUAACGAUUGGGCGAUUUCUUGAUCAAUUAUAAUUUAUAACAAAACUAAAUGCCGGAUCGGAUAUCGAGUAUUUUAUAUUAACUUAUUUAAUUGAUUAAAUCGGUGCUUUCUAUGUAUUUAUCUAAAUAAUCCGGCGGCCAUAUUUGCUUUAAUUCGUUCUAAUCGCCCUUCGGUAGCACUUGUUAUUUAUAAAAACAAAUUUGGCUUCAGCUUUACUUUGCUAGUUUAAUAUUGUUUUAGAGAACAUUAUUCUAUUUUAUAUUAUUGGUUAAGCUAUGUGCUCCAGGCUAACUUUAAUACUGAUCAAAAUUAAAUACUGACAAAAAUCUUGAAACUCAUCGUAAGUAGUAUGACUACGAUUUUAAGUCGUAAUUUUAAAUCACACUAUAGGAACACGACCAUCAUAUCUUUUUUUACACGUAACGGUCCUUAACGCACUAAAGAAAAGAUCUUGUGAUCAUUGUAUUGCAGUUAGCUUGGAGACAUAAAGUUAGUUUAACACGCCGGGUGCUGUGUAGUCACUCAUUCAGAAUAUUGUUAUACCCAGUGUACGUAAUGGUUUGCCAUGAAGUAGAUAUGUUGUGUAAAGAAUUGGGCUCCAUUUUGAGGUUUUUUCUAACGCCUAAACUUUUAAUUAUAAGUAAACGAAUACACAACGUACAGAAGUUGAUUAUAAUAUUGAGAGUUUAGUGAAAAUCUCAGAAUUGGAUCUUUUGUUUAUUUGUGUUAUAGUCAAGUACGUUUUAGGCACUCUUGUUUUGACUAGUCAAUCAGAGUUCAUGGCAAAAUCACAUUAUAAAUCAACUAAUGGAACACUCAAUGGAAGUAUUUAGCACCAAGAUCUUGUUGCCAGCAGAUUUUUUGAGAAAUCAAUCAAUGACCAAUCAGAUUCUUUGGCGAUUACAUAUCGUACUUUGAAAAUUACAAAACCUGUAGGCUAUAAGGUCUUGGUAGGACUUCACUUUGUUUACGGUCUCGUCAAACUAGGAUGGAGUGGUCAUGUUUGUAUUCGGCUAUAAUUCGGAAAUAGUGUGAAAUCUGUAAGAAAUGAAAAUAUGUACAGUCACUAAGUGCUAGUAUAGUUGCGUAUAGAUGUUAUAGUCAGAUCAAGUUAUAAUGCAAAUAUGCAUAAAUACGCGCACAAUAAGAUAACUUGAUAUUUUUCCAGUGGGAUUCAGGACUAAAUAGUUUUCUAGGCCCGUAGAUUAUGCACUGAGUACCUAUAUCAAAUCAUGGUCAUAUUAAAGAUAUACCUUAGCACUAUUUAUAGAACAAAUUUGGCAAAAGGUAGAAUAAAUCGAGUCAUAGAGUAAGACAGCGACAUCCCUAUUUCUAAAGUUAUGUUCACACUUGCGGGGCGAGUUCCGUACAUGCGUUCUGUUAAAGGGACACGAGCUAAGUAAUAUAAAAGUAUAUUGAAGUUAUGUAUGAAAUACGAUGUUGCUGACUUAAUUUAUGUAUGACUCACAUGCUUGCAAUAAUAAUCGUGCGAGCUACGGGGACCAAACAAUUUUAUCAGUGCGAUGUGCCAUCUACUUUAGGGUAUGUAUGUAUACGUACAUAAACAAUACACGAUUGUACAUUCUGUGACACGUUUCAUUUGAACGUAAUUUAAGUAUGUGGUGAUAGGAAAUAUACCCUAUAUUGAUCAUGAUCAUAGUUGGGUUCAAUUUAGAGAUUGGUGUCACAGAAUGUGCAACUUGAAAAUAUUUAUUGUGUCCUUCGUUUCAAAUCGAGCACAAGAAUUAGAAUAUUUGAAAGCUGUAUCAUUGAAUGUAUAUAGUCAAAUAACUAUGUAUACUGGAUCAGUGUGUAGGAUCGUGCUUUUAUUUUUAUAUAUUUGAUGGAAUUUUGAUGUUUCAAAAUAAAUUAAAAAAAUUAAUGGAUUUGGACGUUGUAAAUAUUAUUUAGCUUGUUUAACAAAUUUAGAAAAGAAGACUUAGCUUCAUUUGCGAUAUUUUUUGUUUUUGAUACAUGGUUUACUCGUAAGAGAAUGUUAGAACAUAUUUUACCAAUAUUAUGGGGCAUAGACGAAGUUGUUAUUUAUGAUUAUAUAAGCCGAUUAUAUAUCCAAUGCAUUAAACGUUACUAUGGAAUGUAGUUUUUAUACGGUUUGUAGUUUGACAGGGUAAAUAGUUGAAUCACUGCCACGAUUUCACAGUACGGUUUGAAUAUGAGAUAAUGAACGUCGAAUAUAUCGUUAUUUAAUGCAGGAUAGUUUGUAAAGCCUGGUAUUCAUUGUAGGCGUUGUCUGACGGCAAUUUUAUGUCAUGUAUUUUUUUACAUAUGGACGUUUCCAAACUUAUCGCCCGAAGUUGCACGAUACUUGAGGUAACGUGUCUCAGAUAGUGCCACAGUGUAUACGAAGUUUUAUUGCUAUAUUAUUUA